UUCUUCUGCGUAAUAAUUUGACUAGCAAUCUUUCGGCGAGAAACAUCUAUCUUCGAUAGAUAUCUUCAAUAGAUAUCUUCGAUAGAUAUCUGUCCUUGUGUUUCGCGAUAACAUGACACAUAUAUAUAUAAGCCGGUCCGUCUAAAUUCGAUCAGUAACACAUUUAAACGAAUCGAAGACGUGUUCAUAGGAACAAUUCGACCGAUACGUUUCUUAAAUUCGGAUUGAGCAGAGGACAAACGAUGAAGGGAAUAUAUGUAAUCACCAUCGCCUUCCUGGCAUUUGGGGCUGUCAGCGCCGCAAACAUUGAUCGAGAUCUACUUGCACCGCCUGCAUCGAAGGAAGUUCCCUCCGACGAUGAACCCCAAUUAUCACAUUGUACAAAUCCUUCAGGUGUAAUCGAUGAGAAAAGGAUUCACGAAUGUGACUGCGCUAAGUAUUAUUUAUGUGCUGGUGAUUUGGGUUGGGUCUUGGUACAAUGCCAAGGUGGUCUACAUUUUAGUAGCGCAAGAAAAGUAUGCGUAGCACCAAACGAGGCUGAUUGCUUGCCCAAACUUAAUGAAAAUAACGAAAAAUCUGACAAACUAGUCGAAGCUCAGUCUUAAAAAUGAAUGGUGCCACAAGUGUAGUUGCGGAUUAUUUUACAAAUGCAAACGUAAAAAGAAGAUUGUCCUUUCUCCGGAAAUUCUUCGAUAAGGAUAGAGAUUACGACCCGCCUUGCCUCCGUUCCACUCGAAAAAUGCACAAAUACUCAAAUGUAAAAAUCAUAGACAUUUAUGCAUAAGUGGCCAUCGAUUUCGAAAGAUACGAACAAUAAGCUGAAAUUAGUGACGAGUACAAAAAACAAAUUACUUUACAAGAACUAUUGUUAUUAUUACAUUUGUAGAUUAGUUUCUUAAGAUAUUUUAAUAAAUCUGAUAAUACAUAUGUAUGAUCGUUUUCUUGCAAACUUUCCUGUAAUGUCAUCCCUCC
Vollenhovia emeryi is the source of this 972-nucleotide messenger RNA. RefSeq lists its product as uncharacterized. Lineage: Eukaryota; Metazoa; Arthropoda; Insecta; Hymenoptera; Formicidae. The coding region runs from base 243 to 605 and encodes 120 amino acids. The record is from RefSeq and is a predicted model, not a curated record. The transcript is spliced from 2 exons. Gene Ontology annotation, cellular component: extracellular region. Gene Ontology annotation, molecular function: chitin binding.